This is a messenger RNA of Brugia malayi, 1353 nucleotides long. RefSeq lists its product as uncharacterized. Lineage: Eukaryota; Metazoa; Nematoda; Chromadorea; Rhabditida; Onchocercidae. The coding region runs from base 1 to 1353 and encodes 450 amino acids. Gene Ontology annotation, molecular function: RNA polymerase II cis-regulatory region sequence-specific DNA binding; DNA-binding transcription factor activity, RNA polymerase II-specific. Gene Ontology annotation, biological process: regulation of transcription by RNA polymerase II. The record is from RefSeq and is a predicted model, not a curated record. The transcript has 5 exons.
AUGUUCUUCACUGUAUCUAUAACACCAAUCAUCUGGUUCAAUCUUCUGCUUUGCAUCGCUUCUAAUAAAAAUGAAACUUCCCAUCUACCUAAUUUUGGUGCUGCUGAUAAAAUUGUUACAAAUAAUACUUAUUCUGAUAUCUCAGACAGCUUUGAUUACAACAAUUUUGAGCCAUUGUUUGGCUCAGAAUUUCCAUCCGAUCCUUCGCAGUUGAUUGAUUUCGAUCAGUUGAGUGAAAUUGAGGAUAUAAGUAGCAAAGAAUCGAUACCCGAGAUCACAAAUGCUCCUCAUCCUGGCUUUUCAAACAGCCAUGGUUUGUUGGGCCACACUAAUUUGGGCUCAUUACUUGGUUCAUAUACAGAUUCAAAUAGGAAUGUGUGGAGAGAUGCUAAUCCGAUCUAUUUUCACCAACUUACUCUUUCCCCAGAUGACACAACCGAUCAACACGGAAAUGCUGAACAGAAUAACAUGGGCAAGAAACACUUCUCGGAUAACUUGAUUGUCCGCGACUACAGGGAAAAUGAAGGAUCAGAAACAAAUACUCAAAGUGGAACUUCUUCGCCACUUAAUGUCGACACAGAUGACAUUAUUACAUAUAUGCACUUACCUGGUUCACAACAAAAUGCGGUUCCGAUCUAUUUUCACCAACUUAUUCUUUCCCCAGAUGACACAUCCGAUCAACACGGAAAUGCUGAACAGAAUAACAUGGGCAAUAAGCACUUCUCGGAUCACUUGAUUGUCCCCGACUACAGGGAAAAUACCAAUGAACGAUCAGAAACAGGCGAACAAAGCUACGAAUGCCUUUAUCCCGGAUGUACUAUGGUAACAAAAAAUUACAGUGAAUAUGUAGCACAUAGGAAAACACAUGGUCAACCCUUCAUCUAUGAAUGCAGAGUGCCCGGUUGCGAGCGAAUAUUCCAGCAUGAAUCAUCAUUUUGCAAUCACAAGCAAACGCAUGAACCUCAUCAUCAAUGCAAGUGCUGCGGAAAAUUCUUCAGCACCAUGUAUGGACUACAAAGACAUAAGAAGCUCUGCCCAACAAAAUUUCAUAGACAAGGUUAUAAAUGCCAUUAUCCUGGAUGUGCUGUGAUCUCGAAAAGUUACAACGAUAAUAUAAAGCAUAAAGAAACACACAAUGGACCUUUCAUCUAUGAAUGCAAAGUGCCCAGUUGUGGGCGGACAUUCCACCAUGAAUCAUCAUUUCACAGUCACAAGAAGACACAUAAACCUCAUCCUCAGUGCGAGGGUUGUGGCAAAUUCUUUUACCGUAUGGAUGUACUGAAGUCUCACAAGAAAGUGUGCUCCAGAGCUCCUCAAAACGAGACAAAAUCUGAGCAUUCUUCGCAUGCAUGA